CCCCAUCCCAACGUCCAUUCAACCCCAGCAUCAUCCCCGCCCCACGCCGGCCUCCUUCCAGAACCCAGCAUCACACACUAUAGCCAAAUAGUAGAAAUUCAACUAGGUCCAUCUGAACUCACAGUAGCCAAUCGCCAUCAUGGCUCCGCCCGUAGCCGCCGCCAUCGGCGCGCAGGCCUCGCGCCUCGCCAAGGACCUGCCCCUCGGCGGCAGCGCCUCGUCAUCGACCAUCCCCAGGCUCGUCUACGGCACGGCCUGGAAGAAGGAUCGCACCGCCGACCUUGUCUACGCCGCGCUCAAGGCCGGCUUUCGCGGGGUCGAUACGGCCGCGCAGCCCAAGCACUACGACGAGCGCGGCGUCGGCGAGGGCGUUAGGCGCGCUGUUUCUGAGGGCAUCGUCAGGCGAGACGACCUCUUUGUUCAAACCAAGUUUACGUCGCCCGGGGGCCAGAACCACAUCACCCCGUAUGACCUCGACGCGCCUCUCGUCGACAAGGUGCACCAGUCCGUCCAGUCGUCCCUCAGAAGCUUUACGCUCAAGGGCCAGGAGCCGUAUCUCGACAGCCUCGUGCUGCACUCGCCCAUGGACACCGUGGACGAGACGCUGACGGUGUGGAAAACGCUUGAGUCGUAUGCACCGCACCGCAUCCGUCACCUUGGCAUCUCCAAUACGACCCUGGCCAUCCUUGAUGCCAUCUACGCGCGCGCGUCGGUCAAGCCGGCGGUCGUGCAGAACCGCUUCUACGGCCAGACGGGCUACGAGGCGGACAUGAGAGCCUACUGCCGUGAGAAGGGCAUCGUGUUCCAGGCCUUUUGGACCAUUGGCGCCAACAGGAUGCUCGUGCAGAGCAUGCCGGUGGGGUUCGUCGCGCAAAGCGCCGGCGUGGAUGGCGUAGCCGCGUACUACUCGUUGAUCCUCGGCUUGGAGAGCAUGACGGUGCUCGAUGGAACGACGGACGCGGCACACAUGACUGCGGACCUGGAGGGCAUCGAGAGAGUCGGCUUGUGGGCCGAGGGCGACGGCGCGAGUGACUGGGAGCAGGCACUGGCGGCCUUCAAGACCAUGGUAGGAGACAUGUAGGGAAUGGACGACAACGCGACCAACGCAUCACAACGACAAGCUCGGGUGCUUCCGCUUUUACAAGUUUGAAUCGUCUUCAUUCAGUCGUCAUGGAGUUUGGUGAUGCGUCUAUAUGUCCUUGGCAAACGUGUUGGCAACAAUAAACGGGAAGCAGGCGGUGGCUUCAAGAUAGACCUGCAGCAAAGUUAGUCCCGAAAGCGAACACCCGUGCUGCGGAAAGG
Messenger RNA from Purpureocillium takamizusanense, 1302 nucleotides. RefSeq lists its product as uncharacterized. The transcript has 2 exons. The coding region runs from base 140 to 1081 and encodes 313 amino acids. NCBI's taxonomy places the organism in Eukaryota, Fungi, Ascomycota, Sordariomycetes, Hypocreales, Ophiocordycipitaceae. Gene Ontology annotation, cellular component: cytosol. The record is from RefSeq and is a predicted model, not a curated record. Gene Ontology annotation, molecular function: aldose reductase (NADPH) activity.